Molecule: messenger RNA, 174 nt
Organism: Perkinsus marinus ATCC 50983
Lineage: Eukaryota; Perkinsozoa; Perkinsida; Perkinsidae
Exons: 2
Coding region: 1-174 (57 amino acids)
Source: RefSeq, a predicted model, not a curated record
AUGCAACAGCAGCUCCACCUGCAGGGGCUCCUCCAAGUUGGAGGCUCCAACACCACCAGGACAGAGAAGUCAACACAUAACGAGAAUGGAAACGAGCAACGUGUUGAAGCCGAGAUCAUACAGCGUCCCGGGGAUGCCUUGGCUUACUUCUACUAUCAACAUUGCAGUAGGUAG